Eriocheir sinensis (Chinese mitten crab) is the source of this 6208-nucleotide messenger RNA. RefSeq names its product macrophage mannose receptor 1-like. Lineage: Eukaryota; Metazoa; Arthropoda; Malacostraca; Decapoda; Varunidae. Gene Ontology annotation, molecular function: signaling receptor activity. The record is from RefSeq and is a predicted model, not a curated record.
GCUGGCUAGGGGUUGGAUCGGCCUUAGUGACAGGAACCAGGUGGACGAGUGGAAGUGGACCGACGGUCGAGCUGUGAAAAUCACCAACUGGGAAUCAGGUGAGCCAAACGGGGACGGUGAGAGCUGCGUCGAGAUGUACGUGAACACCUGCACGUGGAACGACGUGCCUUGCUCCGACCUGAAAACAUACGCCUGCAAGAUGCCCGCUGCUGACUCGCCUAUCGGCACUGUCAGCACCACCACCGGGAUACCUGACACGUCAGCGUGCGGCUAUGACUGGACCGAGAACCCAGAGACUGGCGAGUGUUACCGCGUUGAAGUCCAGGAAUUGAGCUUCCUGGACGCCCAGCUCCACUGCAAAGAACUCUACUACUCCGAGGGGCAGUCCCGGCCAGACCUGGCGUCCAUAUACUCUGUGCAGGAACAGAUGUUUGUUUACCAACUGGUGGCGGGUGAGCACCUCAGCCAGAUCGCCGUGUGGAUCGGUAUGGUGAACAACUAUUACUCCAACUACUGGACGGACGGCACACCCAUCGCUUACUACAACUUCCACGACGGCGAGCCCAACAACUACUGGAGCGAGGAGUGCGUGGAGAUGUACUCGUCAAAUGGAAAGUGGAAUGAUUUCUAUUGCGGUGGUCGACUCCCCUUUAUCUGCGAAAAGAAAGGGAGAAAUUAUGUCGGUCCUCAGCCUCCACCUCCUCCCACGACCCGAUGCCCCAGCGGGUGGGAGUACUUCGACAACUUCUGUUACUACUUUUCCACCGACACGGCUGACUGGUUCACGGCCGAGACCACAUGUACCAGCAUGCUGGGCAGCACCCUGGCCUCCCUCACCAACCAGGACGAGAAUGACUUUAUGUUUGGGAGGUUAUCAGCCAUGGAGGCAAACGGCUGGAUUGGCCUUCGAGAUGACGACAAUGGCGAAAACUGGCACUGGGUUGACGGCUCCACGUUUUACUGGGACAACUGGGGUGAAGGGGAGCCCAACAACGCCGGUGAUGGGGAGCACUGUGGGGAGAUUAAAACACAUGACAGUUGGAACGGUUGGUACACUGGCAUGUGGAACGACGCUGAGUGCGGAAACCUUAACCACUACGUGUGCAAGACGAGCGUCGUGACAUGCCCGGACUCCUGGGUGUACAAGGACGGCAAGUGUUACUACGUGAGCGACUCGGAGGCAACCAAUAGCGAGGGUCAGAUCAAGUGCGAGCUGGUGAACACGCGCGCCAACCUGGUCAACAUACACUCAGCGGAGGAAAACCAGUUCUUCAUGGAGCAGCUAAAACAUGGCAGUUCCUCUUGCUGGAUUGGGCUGCACUACAACGGGAGCACGUGGGUGUGGAACGACGACAACCAGACCGAGUAUGUAAACUGGAACCCCAGUGAGCCCAACAAUAUUGAGACGGAGACGUGCGCGGAGAUGAUCGACUACCCCGGCGAUGAAUCCCUUGGGAGGUGGAACAACCUGGCCUGCUCGGAGAGUCGGGCCUACGGCUGCGAGGUGUACCCGACUCAUGAAGUCGGCUGUGAGGAGGGGUGGUAUUCCUUUGGGGACUACUGCUAUUGGCAUUCUUACCAAGAUUACUACAACAGCCUCGAGCUGACCUACGACCAGGCCCAGCAGUACUGUCAGUCCUUGGGAGCCAAUAUUGCCUCCAUCCACUCGGCCGAAGAAAACGAUUUCCUCUCCAGCUAUGCCUACGCCUCAUACUACUACUCGUUCAUCGGCCUCUCGGACACCGGGCACACAGAUGUGUUCACGUGGGACGACGGCACAGAGGUCGUCUUCACGAGCAUGGUCGGUUUCUCCUACGCGGAAAAGCAACACUGCGUCUCCUUUGAUUAUUAUGGUACGGAUUGGAAGUUCAUAAACUGUGACGAUGCCUCAGACUUCUUCUGCAAGAAACCACAGGAGGCAACACCAAUCAACCCCGACACGAAUGGCUGUGACAAGGGUGACGCCUACCACGAGACGUCCUGCUACAGCUUCCCCGGCACCUCCGACACGUGGGACAACGCCAAGAGUGACUGCGAGAGCCGCGGCCAACACCUCGUCGUGCUGGCCAAUCAGUACGAGACAGCCUACUUCUCGGCUCUCGUCGGGGAGCUCGGUCACAGAGUUUGGCUGGGGAUGACCGCGGGCAUAGCGGCGGACGGCAGUGUUACCUACACCUGGAUCACGGGGGAAGACGUUGGUUACACCUUCUGGGACAGAUACGAGCCAGACUCGUCACACGGGACCUGCGUCUCAGCCUCCGGGGACAAGAGCUUCCCCGGCCUGUGGGCUGUUAGCACCUGCUCCGACUCCUUCCAGUACGCCUGUGAGUAUGAGCGCGUUGGCUACACCACCGCGCCGCCGCCCACCACCAAGCCGCCCUCCUUCUACUGCCGCUACGGGUGGGAGCACAAGGGGGAACGCUGCUACAAGGUGAUGCAGAACGCGUCCUCCUGGGGUGACGGGGAGGCCAGAUGUGAGCUCUUCGGGGCGCACCUGGCCAGCGUGGGGAGCGACAUAGAGCAGCAGGUGUUACUGAACUUGCCGGGCAUGGAGGAGGCGGCGAGCCAGUACGGCAACGUGUGGGUGGGCCUCAUGAUGACCUCCCAGGAGACAGGCUACGAGUGGACGGACGGCUCGCCCUCAGACUACUUGAACUGGGCGGAGGGUCAGCCCAAUAGUCACGAGGGACGCGAGGCCUGUGGAUCGGCCGACGCCACGACGCUCAAGCUGUCCGACAGUGUGUGCCUCACCCACCUGCCCUUCAUCUGUGAGGCGCCCAUCGGCGCUAUGCUGACCACCGCCACCGUGCCCACCAAGCCACCGAUCCACAAGUGCUCGGACGACGACACCUGGUACCUCUACAACGGGCACUGCUACAAGUUCAUCUCCACCGUGGACGAGCCGGGCCAGACGUGGUAUGGGGCUCUGGCUGUGCCGGGAAGAUGGAGGGAGCUGGCGUCCAUUCUUACCGAGGACGAGAAUUACUGGAUUGAGUCUAUGAUCUACGAACAGGCGGGGUUGGUGAUGUGGACAGGAGGGCGGGCGAAGCUGGGCACGGGCUAUGAGUGGCUGGACGGUGAACCCUUCGUCUACGAUAACUGGGCCUUGGGCGAGCCGAACAACGUGAAUGACCAGGAGGACUGCAUCUGCAUGUACACCAACAACUACGGCUACUGGAACGACCAGAACUGUGGCCACACCUCGGGUCGUAUCUGCAAACGGCCCCAAGGCGUGACCCAUCCGCCGCCCCAGACAACCAAGGCCCCUGACGGUCACUGCCCCGAAGGCUGGAUACACACAGGCACCAAAUGUGUGUACUUCAUCAUGGAUCGGAUGAACUUCACCACGGCAAGACAGGUGUGCCAGAAGUUGAGCAAGGACAACCAGCUGGACCUGGCCAGCAUCCACUCCGUCGGCGAGCAAGCGUACCUGACGGCGGCGAUGGUGACCCUGGACCAACACUUGUGGAUCGGGAUGCGCUACGAGUCUGGCUUCGUGUGGGUGGACCAGACGAGGGUCAGCUACACCAACUGGGGACCCAACGAACCCAACGGCGGCCAGGGCGUGGAGGAGUGCGUCGAGGUGAGCUCCGAGACGGGCAGGUGGAACGACAUCAGCUGCUCCGACGAGUUUGGCGCCAUUUGUAUGAUGACUCAAGACCCCAGCCUGCCUGACCACCACACCCUCAACAACUGCCCGGAGCCGCACUCCGCCUACACGCAAUACAACGGGGCGUGCUACAGGGCCGUCGACACCCCGCAAAAGUGGGAGGAGGCCGAGGCGACCUGUGCCGGGGAGGGCGCCCACCUCGUGUCCAUCGUGACCAUCUCCGAGGACAGCUUCGUUUGGGCGGCGGCGCAGCAGAACGCCUUCGCCGCCGUAUGGACGGGCUUCACCAACAAGGAUGACUUGGAGACCUUCACGUGGUCAGACGGCUGGCCGACGACCUUCACCAACUGGGGCCGUCACGAACCCAACACCAGCCUGUCGAAUUGCGUCGCCUUGGACGUGACCGACGGUGCCUGGUACACCAAGGCCUGUGACGACGCGUACACGUUCAUCUGUAAAUACACGAACGCGACGGUGCCCACCCCCGACCCGCCCGUCACCGGCUACUGUCCCGACGACCGCUGGACGGACCUCAACGGCGGCUACUGUUACCUCUUCUCCAACGACACCACGACCUGGAGCAACGCCAACAAGAUAUGUCUGCAGGAGAUAUCAAACCUGGCCUCCAUACAUUCGCAGCAGGAGAUGUGGCUGCUCAAGCAGCGCAUGGAGGUAUACAACGAGCCAGUCUGGAUCGGCCUGGUGGAGGUGGCUGGCGGCGGUGAGGGUUGGAGCGACGGAACGAGCCUGAACUACAUCAACUGGCAGACUGGGAACCCAACAGCGGGGGAGCAGUGCAGUCGUCCUCACACCGGCAAGUGGAACGACGCCGAAUGCGACGCCAAACGCUACUACCUGUGCAAGACCAAGAAGAUCCAGGAAGACAAACCUACAGCUCCCGUGGUGCCGACAACAACAGUCAAGCCAAUCGGCGGUGGAAACUCAGGACUCUCAGGGGGCGGCAUCGCUGGCAUCGUCAUCGCGGUGCUGUUCGUGGUGGCCGCCGCCGGCUUCGUGGGCUACUCCUACAUACAGAAGCAACCCAAGGGCGCCAGGGACACCGAGCGGCAGCGACACAGCGUCGAGAAUGCCACGUAUGAAGAAGGCACCAGCUCGGGCAGGGCGGGAGGGGCUGGAGGCAGCGUCAAGGUAGCCGGAGUCUCGGGCGGCACCGAAGCGUAAUGAAGCACAGCCAAACCAUUGCAUGUAGCCCACCAUUGGCUAGUUCAUGUCAAAUAUCAUCUGUACUUCAUUGGUAUUUAUUUACCAUCUCUCCUCCUCAGUUUAUAUCUUACCAUGAUCACUUAUAUAUUUCAUGUUGUUUCCUUCUUCGCCUCUUCAUGCAGAAUCGAGGAAACGCGACGUGGAAAUAAGCUUCAUUUUUUUUCUUGGAACAAGCUUCGGUUUCGUUUCCGUCAAUGUAAGGUUACAUAAUACAUAGGAAUACAUAGGAAGAACAGACACCAGAAGACCUGGCUGCCUGUGGCGCUACUACUAGUAAUCUACGUGUGGUAGAACCACAUAUAGAUAUAAAGGGUUCCCAGAGCCUGGAUUUUGAAGCAACUGGCGGCCAUCUUAGGGUGACGGAUGGCGAGACAGAGAAAUUUAACAUCACAUAGUUAAAUCUGCUACAAGUUACCAGCGCCUCGGCGAUCCUCUGUCAGAUAGACUUUUAUUUUCUUGUCCAUUUUUUACCCCCUGAUUAUUGUUAGAUUGGUACAUGUCAUAUACCAUCUGAAUUGGAAAAAUGUGAAUAUGAAACUGUAAACGAAAAUCUAAUGCAAUACAAAGUACAUGAAUGACAAGUUGAAGCAAAAAAGGUGAACAAAAAUGUUUAUACACUACCAUAUUUUUUUCUCAUUAUUUUAUUGUAGGUAUACCUAAGUGCAAUAAAUUUGUGAUCAUGAUAUACAGCAAUGUCUCAUCAACACGAUGAUAGGCUCAGGUUUCCAAAAUAUCAUAAUGGUGGCUAGCUAAUAGUGGUUAAGUGUAAACAUGUGGAAUCAUGGAAAGGUCGCCAAUCCGUCACUCUAUGGCGGCCGACCACAGUUACAGGCAGGAGUAGUGGCUUCACCUCUCACCGUGGCGAGAAAUGGAGUUGAACCCUCUUGUAUAUAACUCAGUGGGUAGGACCCACCUCUCCCUCCGGCAACGUGCCAGCAGGAAAUAGUUAGAAGAGAACACCAUGUGCCUUUAAGGAAGAAAGGGACAUGGAAAUUUUACAGUAAAGAGAGAAGUAAAAGGAAAUUACUACCCUUAACUUACGAUACUGGUGACCUAAGGUGUGGGAUAAAUUUUUAAGUCUUCAGGUUGUAGGCGUGCUGCAGUGUGCCUGAAACAUACGAAAAAGGGUCAGUAAAAUCCUAUGUCCCUGAAGUGCUUAUCCAAUGAAGACUUGAAGCUAUUGAUACUCUGUGCUCUAACUACUGUACCCAAUUUUGUUAGUUCUUCUGUUACGACCAAGGAGUGUAAGGGUUUGACUCUGGUUACGAUCCCUGUGUGUGUGUGUGUGUGUGUGUGUGUGUUUGUGUGUGUGUGUGUGUGUGUGUGUGUGUUUAGGAUAACGAUAGGAAAACAUUGAAUGAUCGUACGUUGUUG